UAAAUUGGAGCUGAAGCCCUACAAAAUUUCUCCUUUCCCACUUCUCUGCUCUCACUUGGAAGGACGCCCCUCCAUGGCUUCCGCUUCUUCGCGCAGGCUCCUCCCGACCCUCCUCCGCUCCUCCGCCUCUUCCCUCCGCCGAUCCCCGUCGAGGCCUCCCUCCUCUAAUCCUAAGUCCACCCCAUUCUUCACCUCCUCGCCCCGCCACCACCGUCCUUCUCCCUACGGCUACCUCCUCACCCGUGCCGCCUACUACGCCACCUCCUCCUCCUCCUCCUCCACCGCCGCACCACCCCCUCCCCCCGGGAAGAAGGACGCCGGGAAGGGCAGGAUCACCGAUGCGUUCACCGGCGCCGGCGCGAUCGGGCAGGUGUGCCAGGUGAUCGGCGCCGUGGUCGACGUGCGGUUCGAUGAGGGCUUGCCUCCGAUCUUGACGGCCCUGGAGGUGCUCGACAACUCGAUCAGGCUGGUGCUGGAGGUGGCCCAGCACUUGGGUGAGAACAUGGUCAGGACCAUCGCUAUGGACGGGACCGAAGGGCUCGUGCGUGGUCAGCGCGUGCUCAACACUGGCUCCCCUAUCACUGUACCUGUAGGUAGGGCUACACUUGGCCGCAUCAUCAAUGUUAUUGGGGAGCCAAUUGAUGAGAGAGGCGAAAUCAAGACGGAUCAUUUUUUGCCCAUUCAUAGAGAAGCUCCAUCUUUCGUUGAGCAAGCAACCGAACAGCAGAUUCUUGUCACUGGUAUUAAGGUUGUGGACCUCCUUGCUCCAUACCAAAGAGGUGGAAAGAUCGGGCUGUUUGGCGGUGCUGGUGUAGGCAAAACAGUUCUUAUUAUGGAACUUAUCAAUAAUGUUGCUAAAGCCCAUGGUGGUUUCUCUGUGUUUGCUGGUGUUGGAGAACGAACUCGUGAGGGUAAUGACUUGUACAGGGAGAUGAUUGAGAGUGGUGUCAUCAAGCUUGGUGAUAAGCAGGCUGAAAGCAAAUGUGCUCUUGUCUAUGGUCAAAUGAAUGAGCCUCCUGGUGCACGUGCUCGUGUUGGGCUCACUGGUCUGACUGUGGCUGAACACUUCCGAGAUGCUGAAGGGCAAGAUGUGCUUCUUUUCAUUGAUAAUAUUUUCCGAUUUACCCAAGCCAAUUCAGAAGUGUCUGCCUUGCUUGGUCGUAUCCCAUCUGCUGUGGGUUAUCAACCCACUCUGGCUACUGAUCUCGGAGGUCUUCAGGAGCGUAUUACAACAACAAAGAAAGGUUCCAUUACAUCCGUCCAGGCUAUUUAUGUCCCUGCUGAUGACUUGACGGAUCCAGCUCCUGCAACCACUUUUGCUCACUUGGAUGCCACGACUGUGCUGUCACGACAGAUCUCCGAGCUUGGUAUCUAUCCUGCUGUCGAUCCCCUAGAUUCCACAUCCCGAAUGCUCUCCCCUCACAUUUUGGGUGAGCACCAUUACAAUACUGCUCGUGGAGUGCAGAAGGUUCUUCAGAAUUACAAGAAUCUUCAAGAUAUUAUCGCAAUUUUGGGAAUGGAUGAACUUAGUGAAGAUGACAAAUUGACUGUUGCUCGUGCUCGUAAAAUUCAACGAUUCUUGAGUCAGCCUUUCCAUGUUGCUGAAGUGUUCACGGGAGCCCCUGGCAAAUAUGUAGAACUGAAGGAGAGUAUUAACAGCUUCCAGGGAGUGUUGGAUGGAAAGUAUGAUGAUCUACCAGAACAAUCCUUUUACAUGGUUGGAGGCAUUGAAGAGGUUAUCGCUAAGGCAGAGAAGAUUGCCAAGGAAUCUGCUUCUUAAUCAAAUCCUCUCUUUGCCAGUUCUCUUUGUCCGCUUCACUUUUUAAUUGCAGGAACCAACAUAUUUAAGAGAUAAUUGACCUGCAAGAGGAUUGCUUUCGGACCAAAUUUCAGGAUCUCUCUCUGUGUCUUAAUCUGAUUGCAGAGCCUGGAAGAGAAAUAGAGUUGAGGGCCUCAGUUGCUAUGCCCUCUUUCUUCUUGUCACUUAAUAAGACAGGGAAUGACUGGAGGUGUAUAUUUUUAGCUUUGGUUUUGGGCAUAUUAGGUUUCUUUAAUUGAAGAAAUAUAUUU
Molecule: messenger RNA, 2070 nt
Organism: Rhodamnia argentea
Lineage: Eukaryota; Viridiplantae; Streptophyta; Magnoliopsida; Myrtales; Myrtaceae
Product: ATP synthase subunit beta, mitochondrial-like
Exons: 9
Coding region: 74-1780 (568 amino acids)
Biological process (GO): proton motive force-driven mitochondrial ATP synthesis; proton transmembrane transport
Molecular function (GO): ATP binding; proton-transporting ATP synthase activity, rotational mechanism; ATP hydrolysis activity
Source: RefSeq, a predicted model, not a curated record